This is a messenger RNA of Mus pahari (shrew mouse), 1138 nucleotides long. RefSeq lists its product as uncharacterized. The record is from RefSeq and is a predicted model, not a curated record. The transcript is spliced from 4 exons. The coding region runs from base 1 to 846 and encodes 281 amino acids. NCBI's taxonomy places the organism in Eukaryota, Metazoa, Chordata, Mammalia, Rodentia, Muridae.
AUGUCUGUGGAGAAAGAGCUUCCGUUCUUGUUUUCACACCCGGGCCAGAAAGUACGGAGUAAGCAGCUUAAGGAGCCGCGGGGACGCAAUAAGGCCCGGAUACUCCGCGCCCAUAGGAAGCCCCGCGGGGACCAAAGGAAAUCGCUACCGAAGUCACACUGCAAGAAGGAGCAAGUGCGAGAGAAAGAGAAGGUGUGGGUACCCUGGAAUGGACUCAUCGUGAUUGGGAAGAGAGUGGAACUCUUGGACAGAAACGUGCAAAAGUCUAACCCAAAGUUGGAAUCUGAGGACUGGAAGCUGGAGGGCACGGGGAGGAAGUUUUCAAAAGAGAAAUCAGGCCUGCAACAGGAGACGGUGGUCGCGAAGCUCCUGAGCAGUGUAAGAAGGACGGUGCAGGCUCGAGCAGGUUUGGAGAAUGACAGCCCAGAGAUUUGGAGAGAGUUGGAGGACAGACUCAAAGCUGAUGUGACUACGAGUGCAGAGAUAACUGCAGAGCGUGGGGAAAACUUGAAAUCUAGGGACAGGUUGAGGACCCCUGGAGGGGACUUGAGGUCCAGAGGGGAUCAGCUGAGACCUAAUGAGGAACUGGAGUCGAGUGGAGAGAACUUGAAAAUACGAGUGCCCAUUGGAGACAAGGUGGCCCAUGUCUACCCGAGACCAUCAUUUGAAGAUUCCUCUGUUCCUAAGACUUGCACACCAGACCUGCGCCACAGACCUUCUCCUGACACCCUUCCACACCUGCACUUGGGCUCUCACAUCACAGAGCGACCUUUCCUGAGGCCCUCCUCUGAAGCAAAGAAGCAUGAUGACAAGAGGAACAUCAUACUGUGGAAAGCAUCGCAGUAAGAGGCACACGUUGUGCCACCGCCGUGGCUCUAAAGCCUGCCACCUUCAGAGGUCAACAUGGCAAACGUGGCUGCCCUGCCUGCCGAGUGCAAGAGAGAACCUAACUGGGAGGCCAUGGCUGAGAGAGGAAACACGACUGGGACUGGGCAGACGAGGCACCUAAAGAUUGUCUAGGACAGACACAGACAUGGAUUCCUCAAAGUACAACACCGAAACCCAGGAGGGCAGCUGCUGCAGCAUCCAGUUCUUCUUGAGGAUUUCAAUCAGUCAUAAAAUAAAUGUUAUGGUUUCA